CCGACUGCUGGUAUAAGUCCACUGUUUUAUUUAUCAGGAAUUGAAUCGAAUCAUACAGCAGGAAUGGAUAAUUUGGCAUUUGAAGGGGGUCUUAAAAAUGGAGAGGACGGUAUUUUCUUCACUGCUAAAUCAAAAUCGGCAUUGGAAGCUAAAGCCAUGGAUAAAGACGAGGCCAUACAGAAUGGUGUCCUAUUGGAAUCACCCGUCAGUGCUGGUGGCGAGAUAACGAAUGGUGAAACUAAAAGGAUGUCUGUACGAGAGAGCUUGAGGCAGGCGGCAUACAGAUCUAAAUUUAUUCAGAGCCUCUCGGUUUCUUUUGCUUUCUGGUGUUUAGGUUUUCAAAUUGGUCAGAGGGGUCCAUCAUUCUUGGAUAUCCAACUAAUAACUAACACCAAUGUGGAGAAAGCUUCCACGUUUUUUACUGCUGGUUCUGUAGGUUAUCUGUGUGGUUCCUUUAUCAGUGGUGUGCUGUAUGACAGGUUUAACAAGACCCUUCUAAUGGGAUUGCUACUGGUAUUCUUGGCAGCUACAGCCGCGGUACUUCCCCUGUGUUCUCCAUAUGGACUGAUGCUGGUAAUAUUCUGGGCUAAUUCAUGUGUCAUGGGCGGCAUGGAUACAGCUGGUAACGCCCAUCUGGUUUCAAUAUGGGGAGAAGAAGAGGGGAGACCAUACAUGCAGGCCGCUCACUUUGCAUUCGCUUUCGGAGGAGUUAUCUCCCCUUUAGUAACAGCCCCUUUCCUUGUACCGAACACUGAAGAGAGAUCAACCAACUCCUCGUCAACAACAUUUACAGAAGUAACGACCAUGCCUUCUACUGUUGUACUGAAUACAACGCUAUUAGAUUAUAACAUCACCAAUGAUAACUCAACUAUAGGAAACAAUAUCACCACCAUUGCUGAACCUAUUGAAACUAAAUUAAUCUAUGCUUAUAUAAUAUCUGGUAUUGUCACCUUACUAUCCGCCAUUCCUUUCAUGGUGAUAUAUUGUCGUUACAAGUCACAGAAGAUGAAGAGGAAUCAGCCCAAGAAGAAGGAGGAAGACGGACUACCAAGAGACCUUCCUUGGAAAUACUAUAUUCUGACCAUUGUUCUCUUAAAUUUGCUCUACCUUACCUACUGUGCUGUGGAGGACACAUUUGCCGCGUAUUUACUCACAUUUGUGGUAAUGGAACUGAAAUGGAGUAAGGCGAAAGGUACCCAGGUUACAUCUAUGUAUUGGGCGGCUUUUGCCGUCUCGAGAUUUGCAGGAAUUUUUGUCAUACGUUGUUUACGACCGGUUGUAAUGUUGUUUAUAUGUUUAGCAAGUUUAUUAAUAAGCUUCACUGGUUUUCUACUUUGUUCGCAUUAUCAAAUCCACAUAGGAAUUUGGGUUUUCGCCAUUUGUAUCGGGCUUUCAAUGUCUGUUAUAUUUCCAACCGGGUUUACCUGGGCACAAGAAAAUCUUCUCAACGUAAAUGGUAAAGUCACAUCGAUUAUAGUAAUAGGUGCUUCAGCCGGCACCAUGAUCAAUCCUAUUAUUAUGGGAUAUUUGAUGGAAGAGUUAACUCCCAUGUGGUACUGUUAUCUAUUAGUCGGUGAAAGUGUUUUAUGUUUGGCAAUAUUUCUCGUUCUGUUAUUUGUGGCUAAGUUUGUUUUAGUAAAUAAACGCACUGUUAAAACUGUUACAACAGAAGUUGCGUCACCGCAAGCAGAAUCUAUUAACAAUGACUCACCCUUUAUACUAAAAUAAUAUAUCAUCUGAACUAUGAAAUUAAGUAUUAAAAUUAUUUUAUUCAUUGUUUGGUUAUGAAUUUAUAAACCGAAAAUCCUUAUUAGGUAUAUUUAUCAAGGAACCUGUUUGUACCAUAUAAAAAUAUUGCCAAGGUCAAAGAUAUCCAUUCAUGUUCGUCUGUAUGUUGGUGACACUACAUCAAGAAGGUUACACUUGUUUAAAAUCCUGCCGCUAUUAAUCAUGGAGAAGAUGAAGACGUUGAGACCUUUUUUAUUCUGUUUAAAUAUCAACUGAUCAAUUGUUCUAGUAACCCGACUGAACAUGACAUACUGACCCAUUUAUCUCCAUGAGUAGCGGUGUAGAUGCAAUCUAAUGUAUUGUUCUAGUAAAUACUGAACCAUUUAUCUCAAGGGUUAGCCGUGUGUUUAAGUGUUUAAUUAAGAUGCUAUCUUAUUAUUCUAGUAACCUGGACUGGACAUGACAUGCUGAACCCUUCAUCUCCACGAGUAGCCGUUUGUUUAAAUA
Messenger RNA from Patella vulgata (common limpet), 2235 nucleotides. Its product is annotated as sodium-dependent glucose transporter 1A. NCBI's taxonomy places the organism in Eukaryota, Metazoa, Mollusca, Gastropoda, Patellidae. The record is from RefSeq and is a predicted model, not a curated record. The coding region runs from base 64 to 1728 and encodes 554 amino acids. Gene Ontology annotation, biological process: transmembrane transport. The transcript has 4 exons.